This is a messenger RNA of Coccinella septempunctata (seven-spotted ladybird), 641 nucleotides long. RefSeq lists its product as uncharacterized. The record is from RefSeq and is a predicted model, not a curated record. Gene Ontology annotation, molecular function: protein binding. Lineage: Eukaryota; Metazoa; Arthropoda; Insecta; Coleoptera; Coccinellidae. Bases 239 to 553 code for a protein of 104 amino acids. The transcript has 2 exons.
CCAAAAAUGGACAGAUUUGGAGAUGGAGAAGAGUCUCUUAUCGCUUGAGCGCGAUUAAGAUGUACUAAUUUUUUUAAAUUGGGUCAGACAUGUUUUCUUCAACUUCCUCAUACUUUUAUCGUUUGUUUUGCUUUUGCGGAAUUAUAAAGUGCGUGAACUAUACUGGUUUAAUUAAUAUUCGGUGAAGUCAGUUGGCUCAAGCCAGUAUUGAAGCUGAUAGUGGGCACCACAAAGAAAAAUGUUGAAGAUUCUAGUGACCGUUAUCUUAUUGAAUACGAUUCUUUUCGUCGAUUCGGGGGUGAUUUCUGGUCCCAAGCAAUCGAAAAUCCACGAAAUAUCGGUGAAAGCGAUAACAGGGGAAAUACAGAAGUUCAAAUUGAGCGAGGAUCAAACCGUCGAGGAUUUGAAAAGGAUGAUAAUGAAAAUUACCGAUAUUCCGGUUGAGAAGCAGAUUUUGUUCUUCAGGAGCGAGCAAUUGGACGAUUCUCAACCUCUGAGAAUGUAUAAAAUGGAUAGGAAAGUAACGGUUGAGCUUUUCCUCAGAUAUUUUUAAGGAAGUUUGUGAGAUCUGAAAUUUUGUUUUAUGGAUCUGAAUGUAAUUGAGCAACCUGGUGAAUUUCAAAUAAAGUAUUCUAUAUUAA